This is a messenger RNA of Neocloeon triangulifer, 2462 nucleotides long. RefSeq names its product muskelin (gene muskelin). The record is from RefSeq and is a predicted model, not a curated record. The transcript is spliced from 13 exons. Gene Ontology annotation, molecular function: protein binding. Lineage: Eukaryota; Metazoa; Arthropoda; Insecta; Ephemeroptera; Baetidae. The coding region runs from base 57 to 2351 and encodes 764 amino acids. Gene Ontology annotation, cellular component: cytoplasm.
UUUUACAAACAAAAGCAAGCACCAGUAGCAAAAUACACUUCUGCCAUCCUUCAUCAAUGGCGUGCGCCUCGCACCAAAAUGACAAAAUCUUGGACUACACAGUCCAUUGCUUCUCUAGUUGCCUCUCAAAUUACGCUCCAGAGAAAAUCCAGGAAAACAAACCGUCGGAUCAGUUGUCACGAUGGUCCUCGGACACAAACAGUCCUCCUCAGUUUUUGGUGCUCAAACUGAACCGUUGCUCCGUCAUUCGAUCGAUCACUUUUGGAAAGUACGAGAAAACGCACGUCUGCAAUUUGAAAAAGUUCAAAGUUUAUGGAGGAAUGAGCGAAAACAAUAUGGUCGAAUUACUAGAAGGGGGUUUGCUAAAUGACAGCGUUCCAGAGAUGUUUGCCCUCACCCACAAAAAAGAAGGCUUCGAGAUGCCCUGCCGAUAUCUCAAGAUUGUGCCUCUCCUCUCUUGGGGGCCCAGUUUCAACUUCAGCAUCUGGUUUGUUGAGCUAAGGGGCGAGGACAACCCAAAACUAGUGAAAAGAAACGUCCAAUUCUUCCACGAAUUUAAAGAAAAGGAAGCGAUUCGUCUUUGUCUAAAGCACUUCCGGCAACGAGGGCCAAGCUUUGCCAGCGUUUACGAGGCACUGAGGGUCAACACAGGCAUUGAACUUGAAGACCCCAAACUGACAGCACUGCACAACACCCUUGUGUUGAAUGCUGACUAUGCGGCCACGGAGGAGUUCAUGGCCAAAGCAGUCCAUGAAGGGCUACUUGACAACCAUCUGCUGCGUCAGGACUACACACCCCAGUGGAAGAGGAUAAUGCUGCCUAAGAGUGAGGGCGAAGAAGACUCGAGCCAGCCAGGCAUGAGGGGAGGUCACCAAAUGUGCAUCGACCCUGUUUCGGAGACAAUUUUCCUUUUCGGUGGGUGGGAUGGUACGCAGGACUUGAGUGACCUUUGGCAGUUCCACAUCCCCAGCAAUACGUGGAAGAAACUCUCGUCCAAUACAGAAGUUGAAGGUGGUCCAAGCGCCCGAUCAUGCCACAAAAUGUGUUUGGACCCUGAAGGUCGGCAAAUUUUCACCCUUGGCCGCUAUUUGGACAACCAAUACCGAAGCGCUGACAACUUGAAAAGUGACUUCUAUGUGUAUCAUAUAGAGACCGGUUUGUGGACUUUGAUCAACGAAGAUACAGCAACUGUGGGUGGUCCACAGCUGAUAUUUGACCACCAGAUAUGUAUGGACAGCGAAAAGCGGACAAUUUAUGUUUUUGGCGGGCGCAUCCUGACUGCAAUUCAGGGAUCCCAAGACGAGACUCGGCUAGGUGCUGGCAUCACGUACAGCACCAAUUCAUCAGCUGCGUCAGUCACGUUAGGUGCAGAGAUGGACACGGUGCUCUCUGGCAUGUUUUCAUUUCACAUCCCAAGUGGAUCGUGGCAAAAAAUUUGUGAUGAUCUGGGUGUUCCUAUUUUAUCUGGUCAGCGGAGCUCAUCUAUUAUCAGAGCUCGUGUCGGGCACUCGAUGCUAUUUCACCCUGGACUGCGAGAGCUUUUUAUUUUUGCCGGUCAGCGAAGACGCGAAUAUUUAAACGACUUUUUUGCUUUUAACGUUGACACAUACCAAGUGCGAGUGAUCUGGAACGGCGACAAUAAUGUCACAAAUAAGAGCAAGAGUGUGCACGUCAGUAUACCUGCUACUGGCUACACUCAGAGGGCAACCAUUGACCCCGAGUUGGAUGAGAUUUACGUUCUUUCAGGAUUGAGUAAAGACAAGGAGAGACGAGAUGAGAAUGUCCAAAACUCGUUUUGGGUAUACAGUCUGAAGAGGAACAGGUGGUCUUGCAUAUAUAGGAAUGAAAACACUGGAGACCAGUAUUGGAGCAAAAUGCAAAAUUUGGAGCCGUGUCCUCGUUUUGCUCAUCAACUUGUCUAUAGCGUUUCAAAUAAGAUCCAUUAUCUAUUUGGAGGAAAUCCAGGCAAACCAAGACCUAAACUGCGACUGGAUGACUUCUGGCAGCUUAAGCUUUGUAAACCAACCAAAGAACAACUGCUUCUACAGUGCAGACUCAUGAUUAGAAAGCACAGAUUCAAGGAGUUAGCAGCGCAAAACACUAUGGAUGCUCUGGAUUAUUUGCAGACUUCGUUGCAUGAGAUAAUUGACCAUGACGACCCUGAGAGUACGAGAGAGUUCCAGAAGCUAGCUUCAGAGUUGUUCAGAGACCCAAGCGAGAAAGAUGUGGAGAGUGGCCCGGACAUUGGUCCCUACCAUGGCAGGACAGAACUUUUUGACGAUCUCUCGGCCUUCUUUUCAAAUGAACUGACCCAACCCCAUCUGAAUCUCAUUGACCUUUUACCUCUGUGAUUAAUUUUCUUUUAACAAGGAGAAUAUGUGCUCAAAGUCAAUGCUCCUUUGUGCAUGUUGCUUUUAUUUUAAAAUAAAUUGAUUACAACUUACUUUUAGCAUCAAUUCAAA